AUGGACAUCCGACAGGGACUGGCCUCUUGGAUCGAAGGACAAGACUGGGAAGUGGCGUCUAACGAUGAGUCUGUUGCCACGGUGAUGUUCACGAACCUGUUAACACAAAUGGAAAAGGUCCGAUCUCAGGAGCAAAACUUUCUACUGAGACACAACAUGAAGAUUAUACAUCAGCAACUACAGGUGAGGUAUGGGUCCAGUCCGAGCGCCAUGGCCCGAGUGAUCUGCAGCUGUCUGAAGGAGGAGCAGAGGAUCCUGGAGAGCGCCUGUAUGCAACAACAGGGACCACUGGAAAAGUCGCUGCAGAACUCUGUGGCUUUGGAAAGACAGAAAAAUACGGACAACAGAGUAGGUCUGAUACGGAGCAGUGCACAGCUCUUGGACCAAGCUGUGAAGUUCAUCGAGGACAUGCAGGACGACUUUGACUUUCGUUACAAGACGCUUCAGUCCCGAGACACGGAGAGGAACUCGGAUCAUAUGAAACAGGAAGUAACACGUCUCCAGGAAAUGCUCAACCGACUGGACUAUAAGAGAAAGGAGGUGCUGUCGAAGAUGGACAUUGUGGUGAAGGAGAUCGACGACGUGAUGAACUCGGCGUUGUACCCGGAGCUGCAGGACUGGAGACGCAGGCAGCAGAUCGCCGCCAUCGGAGGACCUCGGCUCACCGGCCUGGAGCAGCUGCAGACCUGGUUCACGUUGACGGUGCAGAGCCUGUUCCAGAUCAAACGACAGCUGGAUAAACUGGGAGAACUGGUUUUGAAAGUGACGUAUGAGAGCGACCCCAUCCCACUGCAAAAGCCCCAACUGGAAGAGAAAAUCAAGUACCUCAUCUACCACCUCAUCAAGAGUUCCUUUGUGGUGGAGAAGCAGCCCUGUAUGCCCACACAUCCGCAGAAACCUCUCAUUAUCAAAACAGGAGUCCAGUUCACCACCAAAGUCCGGCUACUCGUCAAACUUCCGGAAGUGGAUUAUCAGCUAAAAGUUAAAACAACAUUUGACAAGGAUCUUCCACCCGGCAGAGUUCGCCAGUUUAUUAUUCUUACAAAUAACACUAAAAUCAUGGACAUUGAGGACUACUCCAACGGCUGCCUCUCGGUGGAGUUCAGACACCUGCAACUAAAGGAGAAGAAAUACAUCAAUGGGACAAAGGGAAAUGAGGGGCUGUUGUCGGUGACAGAGGAGCUCCACUCUCUCAGUUUUGAGGCUUCUUUCACGGUGCAGGGCCUCACCAUCGACCUGGAGACGUGUUCGCUGCCCCUAGUGGUCAUCUCUAACGUGAGCCAGCUUCCAGGGGGAUGGGCUUCAGUCAUGUGGUAUAACCUGCUGACCCACGAGCCCAAGAACUUGACUUUCUUUGCCAAUCCUCCUCGAGCGAACUGGACCCAGCUGUCGGAGGUUUUGAGCUGGCAGUUUGCAGCUCAAGUGGGACGAGGGCUGGACAAGGACCAGCUCAGCAUGCUGGGAGAGAAACUACUGGGUCAUCAUGUCUCCUGCAGUGACUAUCAAGUGUCCUGGUCCAGGUUUUCCAAGGAAAAUGUCCCUGGAAAGCCGUUCAGUUUCUGGAUGUGGCUGGAUUCAAUCUUGGAGUUGAUCAAGAAACAUUUGCAGCCAGUUUGGAGUGAAAAUCACAUAAUGGGUUUUGUGAGUAAAGGGAUGGAGCGGACUCUGCUGAAGGACAAAGAACCCGGAACGUUCCUGCUGCGCUUCAGCGAGAGUCACGUGGGAGGAAUCACCUUCACCUGGGUGGACCACGGCGACAACGGAGAAGUCAGUUUCCACUCGGUGGAGCCUUACACCAAGAACAGACUGAGCGCGCUGCCGUUCCCCGACAUCAUCCGUGAUUAUAAAGUCAUAUCUGACGGAGUGGUGCCUGGGAACCCUCUGAAGUUCCUAUAUCCCAACAUUCCCAAAGACGACGCCUUCGGACGACUCUACAACAGCCAGCCCAGCAAAGCGUAUCCAUACAUUCCAUCCACACUCAUUCCCAUCUCUGAAAUACGAAGCAGUAGCAGCAGCUCCAGUGUGGUCAGCACACCACCCCCGUCUCAGUCCCCUGAACCCCCCAUGACUCCGGGAGAGUUCGACAUGUUGAGCGAAACUCUGUGUUUCGACAUCGACACGAUGGCGUCUCCAUAUUCAGAGUAA
Knipowitschia caucasica is the source of this 2145-nucleotide messenger RNA. The record is from the annotation of a GenBank genome assembly. Lineage: Eukaryota; Metazoa; Chordata; Actinopteri; Gobiiformes; Gobiidae.